Messenger RNA from Anthostomella pinea, 1050 nucleotides. NCBI's taxonomy places the organism in Eukaryota, Fungi, Ascomycota, Sordariomycetes, Xylariales, Xylariaceae. The record is from the annotation of a GenBank genome assembly.
AUGUCUAGCCCAGAUCCUGCCGCCAUAGAGAGGAUUCACGAUGGCCCUCUCGAAGAAAAGGCUAUAAGGAGCUUCCUCCUCCCGUGGUCACACCCUACAGCGACCGAUGACACCGUGCGGGCUGCGGUGACGAGUGCUCUAGACACGGCUGACUGGGUGGGCCUGGACUACCUUGACAAGACCGGAAACAACGGUUUGCAAGGAAAUCCCCUGGCCGCGGAGCUUAUGUCGGAUUACGACAGGGCCAUCGACGUAGGGAAAUCCUUGGCUUCAGAAUUCGAGAUUGAUCGUGCAGACUGGAGGAACAGUUCUCGGUGGUGCCACGAAGCAAUCAGAAACAACAUCGGGUACUUGCGUAAACAUAUGAAGCUUGAUAAGGAUUUCUUGAUUUUGACCGCCGAGAAUACACGCAUUGAAUCGAAGGCAGUGUAUGCCAAUUUCCUAGUGCAUUAUCCAGAUGUUCUGGGAGACGCCUUGUUGGCUAAGCGUCAUCACUGCCCCCUAAACCGCCAGCACCAGCCCCUCGACCGUCAGCACCAGCCCCAGGAAGAGGCAACAGAGGCAGAAGAGGAGGUGGAGGCGGAAGAGGAGGUGGUCGCGGGGGAGGAACUACACGCGGUUCAGAUCCAACUACGAGAAGAGAACCAAGAGUUCCGCGAGGAUGUCGACAACCACGACGACCAUAACAGUGACUGGACUGACGAAGAGAAUGAGCCGCUUGACAGCGACGACGAAGGGCCGGAGCCGUGGGAUCAGUGGGAAAUUGAUAGUCGACAGGAGAGGAGACGACAGCUAGAAGGUCGCACGGCGCAUUUGAUUCUACAGAUACGAGAUAUAUGCAGGGAGGAAUCCCUCAUAGGGACUGGAGCCACGGCAAACAUGACCACGCCUCCGAUGCAUCCUCCGAGUCCCAAACGCCCGGGAGCGGUCAGAACGCCAGAGUACGCCGCCAACAAGCGACGUAAGCAUCCCACCCGAGCGAGUCUUACCUUGCCUUGGCCAGCCGGGGACUCCGAUGACGACGAUGUCGAUCCAAUAACAUACGCAUGA